AUGGGUGAGGUGGUAAAGUGGUGUCCUAAACCAGGGUACAAUGGUUCCAAAACUGCUGAUAAUCAGAAAGGGAAUAAUAAUGGUAAUCCAUCCGUAAAUACAGAAGAAGCAAAAAAGUUGCUGAAGAAAAUAGAAAAUGAAUGGUUACCUACAAUUGAAUCUCAAAAUAGUCCUCUUACUGAACGCUUGGUUUCUUCUCUUGUGGAGGAAAAUCUUAUGACAUCACUUGACGAUUCCAUGGCAGAAACUUGUGAAGAUGGCUCCUUUACAAGUACAAGUUGUAAACAGGAUAUUGGGAAAUCAGAUAAUAAUCUAAAUGGUGAAAGUCUUGAACAAAGAAUACGAAAAGAACUUGUUAAUAUAGGUGCUUUAGAAGCUAAUCAUGGUGAAUCUAGAAGUUCUGAUGAAGUAUUUAAUGAACUAAAAAGGCUACAAGCUGCCUUAAUACCUGUUUGUGAGCAUAAUAUUAAGCAGAAAAAGAAGCUUUUAGCCUUAGCCAAGGCAGAAAUGGCCAAACAAGAAGUUAAGAAAAAACUGCAAGAAGCUGAUGCUAGAGUUAUGGAAGCAUAUCGAAAUAUUGCUGCUGCUAAAUAUAAAGGGAAAAAACUAAGUAAAAAGGAACGAGAUCAAGCAAUGAAGAUCAUAAAAGAUAGGGAAUUAUUGAUGAAGCAACUGAACAGUAUGUGAAGUAUGUAUCUGGUAAUAAUAAUCAGUAUGAUCUGGCUUUGAAGUUUGAAACACCUUUAUAUGUAUGUAUAUAAAAAAAUCUAUUUGUAAAUAUGCUUUGUAAUUCAAUAUUGAUGUUAAUACAUUAUUUUAAUGUAAUUUUACAGUAAUUUAGCGUAUUAACUUUAUUUAAUUUGAAGGUAAUAUGGUGCUAAGGAAUGUUAAUAAUAUGGAUUUAUUUGAAUUAAAAUAAAUGAAAAUAAUUCCAUUAGUGCAACAUAUCUUUCUGUACUUUAGAAAAUUUAUUUUAUAUUAAUACUCAUAAGCCAUUAUUUUUGCUUAUAAAUGUGUUCUCCUUUUUUAAAAAAAAUUUUCCACUCAGUCAAAGGAGAAUGAAUUCUCCCAUGGACCCGCAGCCUUGGAACUGUGAACUUCCAUGUGUACCUAAUAUUUUUCAGUAUUAAAUCUUUGCAAAAACAGUUCCUAUAAAAUCUUUUAUUGAAGUAUAUGGAUUCCAACAUACACAGGGUUGCCACGCUACCUGGAAAACCGGGAGAAGUCAGGGAAUUCGAAAAUUGACCAAAAUAUUCAGGGAAAAGUCAGGGAAUUUAAGUAUUUUUGUCAAAAUCUGGGAAAGUCAGGGA
Molecule: messenger RNA, 1310 nt
Organism: Stegodyphus dumicola
Lineage: Eukaryota; Metazoa; Arthropoda; Arachnida; Araneae; Eresidae
Product: transcriptional adapter 3-like
Biological process (GO): regulation of transcription by RNA polymerase II
Cellular component (GO): SAGA complex
Molecular function (GO): transcription coactivator activity
Source: RefSeq, a predicted model, not a curated record